This is a messenger RNA of Budorcas taxicolor (takin), 3882 nucleotides long. RefSeq names its product ATP-binding cassette sub-family C member 4-like. Gene Ontology annotation, biological process: transmembrane transport. The transcript has 31 exons. Gene Ontology annotation, molecular function: ABC-type transporter activity; ATP hydrolysis activity; ATP binding. NCBI's taxonomy places the organism in Eukaryota, Metazoa, Chordata, Mammalia, Artiodactyla, Bovidae. The coding region runs from base 1 to 3882 and encodes 1293 amino acids. The record is from RefSeq and is a predicted model, not a curated record. Gene Ontology annotation, cellular component: plasma membrane.
AUGUUGCAUGUGUUCCCGGAGGGGAAGCCCAACCCACUGCAGGACGCGAACCUCUGCUCACGCCUGGUAUUCUGGUGGAUAAAUCCCUUGUUUAAAAUUGGUCACAAACGGAGAUUACAAAAAGAUGACAUGUACUCGGUGCUUCCGGAAGAUCGCUGCCAGCACCGUGGAGAAGAGCUGCAAGGGUACUGGGAUCAGGAAGUGAAGAGAGCUGAGAAAGAUGCACGGGAGCCUUCUUUAAUGAAAGCAAUCAUAAAGUGUUACUGGAAAUCCUAUUUGCCUUUUGCAAUUUUUAAGCUUUUUGAGGAAAUCUUCAGAGUACUGUUACCUACAUAUUUUGAGGAUUUACUUACUUACUUUCAAAAGUUUGAUCCCUCUGAUUCUGGGGCUUUGUUCAAAGCCUAUGGCUACACUGCUGUAAUGAAUGUCUGCCUUGUCAUUUGGGCAGUUCUGGUGCACUUUUUCUUCUAUUACGUUCAGCGUAUAGGAAUGAGAUUAAGAGUAGCCAUGUGCCAUAUGAUUUACUGCAAGUCCCUUCGCCUGAAUAACUCAGCCAUAAGGAAGACCACCACAGGCCAGAUAGUCAACCUGCUGUCCAACGAUGUGAACAGGUUUGACAGGGUAACGGCACUCUUGCACAUCCUGUGGAUUGGGCCACUUAUGGCUAUCACAGUGAUCAUCCUGAUCUGGAUGGAAAUAGGAAUAUCAUCUCUUGCUGGGAUGGCACUCCUCAUUAUUUUUAUGCUUUUGCAAAUCUUCUCUGGGAAGUUGUGUUUAUCACUCCGGAGUAAGAUCGCAGCCUUCACAGACACCAGGCUCAGGGCCAUGAAUGAAGUUAUAACUGGCAUCAGAACAAUAAAAAUGUAUGCUUGGGAAAAGUCAUUUGCAGAGCUUAUUACCAGAUUGAGAAGGAAGGAAAUUUCCAAGAUUCUGAGAAGUUCCUACCUUGAUGGAAUGAAUUUGAUAUUCUUUGACAUUUCAAGCAAAGUCAUCCUUUUUGUCACCUUUACCACCUAUGUGCUUCUUGGCAACAUGAUCACAGUUAGCCAAGUGUUUUUGGCCAUAACACUGUACCAAGCUGUGAAGUUUACAGGCAUCCUCCUCUUCCCCACGGCCAUCGAGAGCGUAGCAGAAACAAUUGCCAGUGUCCAAAGAAUCAAGAACUUUCUGUUACUUGAUGAGCUACCACAGUGCAAUCAUCAGCUGCCAUCAGACGGUAAAACAAUUGUGAACAUGCAAGAUUUCACUGCUUUUUGGGAUAAGGAAUUAAGAACCCCAACACUACAAGGCCUUUCCUUUACUGUCAGACCUGGUGAACUGUUAGCUGUGGUAGGACCUGUGGGCGCCGGAAAGUCCUCUCUGUUAGGCGCUGUGCUGGGGGAGCUGCCCCCGAGCCAGGGGAAGGUCAGCGUGCACGGGAGGAUUGCGUAUGUUUCUCAGCAGCCCUGGGUGCUCUCAGGAACUGUGAGAAGUAACAUUUUAUUUGGGAAGAAGUAUGAAAAGAAACGAUAUAUGAAAGUUAUAAAGGCUUGCGCUUUGGAAAAGGAUUUACAAUUUCUGGAAAAUGGAGAUCUAACUGUUGUAGGAGACCGAGGAACCACACUAAGUGGAGGGCAGAAAGUCCGGGUCAGCCUUGCAAGAGCUGUGUAUCAGGAUGCAGACAUCUACCUCCUGGAUGAUCUGCUCAGUGCAGUGGAUGCAGAAGUCAGCAGGCACUUGUUUGAACAGUGUAUUUGCCAAGUCUUGCAUGAGAAGAUCACAAUCUUAGUUACUCAUCAGUGGCAGUACCUAAAAGAUGCAAGUCAAAUUCUGCUAUUGGAGAAGGGUGAAAUGGUACAAAAAGGGACUUAUGCUGAGUUACUGAAAUCCGGGGUAGAUUCUGCUUCCUUUUUAAAGAAGGAGAUUGAGGAGACUGAACCAUCUCCAGUUCCUGAAUCUCCCACUAUGAGGACUCAGACAUCCUCCAAGUCUUCAGUUCAGUCUCAACAGUCUUCCACACCCUUGUUGAAAGAUGCAGCUGCAGACGACCAAGAUACUGAGAAUAUACAGGAUACACUAUCUGAGGAGAGACAUUUAGAAGGAAAAGUUGGUUUUAAGACCUACAAGAAUUACUUCAGAGCUGGUGCUCACUGGUCUGUCAUCAUUUUCCUUAUUCUAGUAAACAUAGCAGCUCAGGUUGCCUACAUCCUGCAGGAUUGGUGGCUUUUAAACUGGGCAAAUGAACAGCAUACUCUGAAUAUCAUGGCAUAUGAAAAAGGAAAUAUAACGGAGAUGCUUGAUCUAAACUGGUACUUAGGAAUUUUUUCAGGUUUAACUGUAUCUACUAUCCUUUUUGGUGUCACAAGAUGUCUGUUGGCAUUGUACAUCCUUGUUAAUUCUUCACAAACUUUGCACAACAAAAUGUUGAAGUCCAUUUUGAGAGCUCCGGUAUCAUUCUUUGAUAGAAAUCCAGAGGGUGAAUCUUCAAUAACAUUUCUACAACUGAUUGGUGUGUUGGGUGUGGUGGUGGUGGUGAUUCCUUGGAUUGCUAUACCUGUGAUUCCCCUCGUCGUCAUUUUCUUUUUUCUUCGGCGGUAUUUCUUAGAGACGUCACGAGAUGUGAAACGCCUGGAAUGUUCAACACAGAGCCCAGUGUUUUCCCACUUAGCUUCUUCUCUCCAAGGACUCUGGACCAUCCGGGCCUACAAAGCUGAGCAGAGGUUUCAGGAACUGUUUGACUCACACCAGGACUUGCAUUCAGAGGCCUGGUUCUUGCUUUUGACUAUAAACCGAUGGUUCUUUUUGCGUCUCGAUAUCAUCUAUUUUAUCUUCAUCUGUCUUGUUGACUUUGGGUCCCUGCUUCUUGCACAAACUUUGAACGUUGGGCAGGUUGGCCUGAUACUGUCCUAUGCCCUCAACAUCAUGGUGGUGUUCCCAUGGUGCAUCAGGCUAAGUGUUGAAGUUGAGACUAUGAUGAUUUCAGUAGAAAGGGUGAUAGAAUAUACAGAGCUUGAGCAAGAAGCACCCUGGGAACUCGAGUUUCGUCCGCCACCAGACUGGCCCAACAAUGGAAUGAUUGCCUUGAGCAAUGUGAACUUCAAGUACAGCUCAGAUGGGCCUCUGGUAUUGAAGGACCUGACAACAGACAUUAAACCAGGAGAAAAGGUUGGCAUCGUGGGAAGAACAGGAGCUGGAAAAAGUUCUUUCAUUGCUGCCCUCUUUAGAUUGUCAGAGCCUGAAGGUAGAGUUUGGAUUGAUAAGAUCUUGACAACCGAAAUUGGACUUCAUGAUUUAAGGAAGAAAAUGUCAAUCAUACCUCAAGACCCUAUUGUGUUCACUGGAACAAUGAGGAAAAAUCUGGAUCCCUUUAAUAAACAUACAGAUGAGGAACUAUGGAAUGUCUUAGAAGAGGUACGACUUAAAGAAAUAAUUGAAGAGCUUCCUGAUAAAAUGAAUACUGAAUUAGUAGAAUCUGGAUCAAACUUAAGUGUUGGGCAGAAACAACUGGUGUGCCUUGCCAGGGCUAUUCUCAGAAAAAAUCAGAUAUUGAUUAUUGAUGAAGCCACAACACAUGUGGAUCCAAGCACUGAUGAGUUAAUACAAAAAAAGAUCCGUGAGAAAUUUGCACAGUGUACUGUGCUAACCAUCGCACAAAGGUUGAGCACCAUUAUUGACAGUGACAGGAUAAUGGUUUUUGAUUCAGGAAGACUGGAAGAAUAUGAUGAGCCAUAUGUUUUGCUGCAAAAUAGAGACAGCCUGUUUUACAAGAUGGUGCAACAACUGGGUAAGGCCAAGGCUGCUGCCCUCACUGAAACAGCAAAACAGCUUACGGAAAAUGAAAUUGUCAUCAGGACAAAUCAAGAACUCACAGUACCUUCACACUGUAGUCUGAAUGGUGCCUGA